Acaulospora colombiana is the source of this 377-nucleotide messenger RNA. NCBI's taxonomy places the organism in Eukaryota, Fungi, Glomeromycota, Glomeromycetes, Diversisporales, Acaulosporaceae. The record is from the annotation of a GenBank genome assembly.
GGCCCAUAUGUCCUCAGUUAGAAGGGCUUGCAAAGAGAGGAGAGAUACAUCAGUUGAGCUCAGCUCGUGACUAUGCAUUUCAAGGUGUUGAAGAGCAGGAAGGCUUUAAAACGAGGAAUGGGAGGGCUAAGCUAAUUAGACUUGAAGAGUUCAAUGAUGGCACUUCUCGGGGCACCCAGUCGGACAGAGCGCGAGAAUGCCGAAGGUUAGGAAGGGAGUUGAUAAACUUCACGAGAGGACCAAGCUUGACCAAAUGCACCCCACGAAGGAUUACCAAGUUUGGAAACAGCGAAGGCACAAGGAGGAAUCCUGAUCAGGCCUAUGCCGUUUGGGAACCUCGACACCGUCCGGCCAACACUGAUCUAGCGUGCACCUAG